Messenger RNA from Pelobates cultripes (western spadefoot toad), 504 nucleotides. NCBI's taxonomy places the organism in Eukaryota, Metazoa, Chordata, Amphibia, Anura, Pelobatidae. The record is from the annotation of a GenBank genome assembly.
AUGGGACUCCCGAACUUAAAGGCAUACUACCAAGCGGCCCUCCUCACAAAUGUCAUAUGCGUACACUCGCCCUCACACAACCCCCAAUGGGUAGCAUUGGAAAGUCAGUUCUGCUUCAACAAGGACCUACCUUCCACACUAUGGACGCCCCCAAGCCUAAGACCCCAAAACCUGGACAUGCUACCCACUACCAGACUAUUGAUCUCUACAUGGGACGCUAAUAUAAACAAACUAUGCUCGGCCCACCCAUGGGCCCCGGCUGCCCCCAUCAAGACCUUAUACCACUGCAACGGCACAUUCCCGCACAAGAAAUGGAACGAGAAGGGCAUUACACACCUAUACCACCUAUACACAACUGAAGGUCUAAAACCCUUUCCAGACCUACAAUUAGAGUACGCGCUCCCCUCGAACUUCACGUUCGCUUACCUCCAAAUAAAAGCGCUGCUGCUAGAAAACACGGUCAGUACAAGGAAACAGACACUACGAGCCAGUAACAAAGUUUGA